GUCACUGUCAUCCUGUGUUUUGGACAGUGUAAUUUCAUUCUUUUGGCGAGUGAAAUAUCUCUUUCCAAGGUUGAUAUAAUGACGAUUUACCGGUGAUAUUUACACUUAGAAAACCUGACCAAGAUUUUAAAAAUGAAGCUCGAAAGAUUCGAGAUCCGCUUUGACAAUGACCGUGGUGUGUUUGUUUCUGGGGAGCAUGUCAAGGGAGAGGUCGUCCUUAAACUUACACAGCCCAUGAAGAUGAGAAGUAUCGUCAUCUACUUCGAGGGCCGUGCCAAGGCCCACUGGGAGGUGAAACAUGGUCGGACAAAGACAGACUACCGGGGGAACGAAGGCUACAUCCAACAUCAGAUCAAGCUGUAUGGAACAGGUCAGGCAUCAGUGGAGCACCCCGCAGGCCUACACAAAUACCCCUUCUCCCUGGCCCUACAGCCCACGCUCCCGUCAUCCUUCGAGGGCCGCCGUGGCUACGUGCGCUACUUCUGUAGAGCAACCAUAGACCGACCCUGGAAGUUUGAUGAGCACACCAAGAGGCCAUUCACAGUCAUUCAUCAUCUUGAUCUCAAUUUCAUCAGUAAUGCAUCCAUGCCAAUUGAGGGUGAGCAGGAACAGACUGUCGAGUCUUGCUGCUGCUCGUCCGGGGUCGUGACAGGGAGGCUUUUGCUCAACAAGACAGGCUACGUUCCAGGGGAACCCAUUGUGUUUACCGUGGAUGUGUACAACAAGUCUGACUCCAACGUGGAGAGGAUAGAACUAGAACUUCGACAGAUUGUGACAUACACAGGAUUCUCUGACAGUAUCUUUUCCUCGGGCAACCCGAAGCAGCACACCAAACUGGACCAGUUUGAUCUCCUUUCCCACCCCUGCCGUAUCAAACAGAACAUGGAGGAGCACAUCAACAGGGGAGGCAUUAUUCCCGCUCUACCCCCGUCAGGCCUGGAAGGAUGUGGCAUCAUUGAUAUUCAGUACAUUAUUGCUCUGAAGGUUCAUUUGGGGUGGAACACUCUGACAAUAGAGCGAGGAAUCAUCAUUGGUACCAUACCUCUACAUCAACCACAGGCAGUACCUGGUUACACUCCUGCCCUCGGCCCCUCCGUGCCUUCAGCUCCACCCACAAUGGAUCAGCCACCGCCCUACUGUGAACCCCCUCCAUCAUAUGAAGAAAGUGUGUUUGGUCGUACUGAGAUUCGAGACGAGAAUGACGAUGCUCACACAAGCGGCCUGUCUGCAUGGGCUCCAUCGUACCCCUACUACACCUGGAACCCCACCUCCCAAACGCCGGGCAUGCCCUCAGGAUUUUUACCUCCCCCAGGGGCGCCAGGUGCUCCCAUCACCACACAGCCCACUGCUCCACCCCCAGCCUACAACCAGAUAUAGCAGGGGUCAUGAAAUAGGGUAGGGCUGGGGUGUGGGGAUCUGUUAUUUGAGGGUUGGGCAUACAAUUAGAUGUAUAUAGAACAGAAGGUUGGCCUAAAUGUAGUGAUUCGUGUAAACUAGUAAUAUGUUUGGCAAAUACAAGAAUAGAAGGGAAGAAACUAGAAAGAAGGUUGGGUGGAACUUUGGGAUGGGAUCUAUUUUUGGGGGGUCAGGCAUAUAUAUAUAUAUAUAUAUGAAGGGGUGGAUAUGUUUUUAUAUGAGAGGGUAGAUUCAGUUUAACAUAUGCCUUUUAUAUGAACUGUUUUGGGAGGGGUGGGAUCAAUGGGGUGGACGAACAAGAUUGUGGUGUAAGACUGAAAAGGUUUGGUGGGUGAAUGUGGAUGGGAUCAAAGAUUGAAAUAGCAUGGAUGAACUAUGAAGGAGGGGAAGGUGGAAAUAGGAUAGAUGAUCUAGGAUGGGAUGGAAGUAGUUGAAUGGAUGAAGUUGUGAACUAUUUUGGUAAAUGGUGUGAGAGAGAUUCCAGUUCGACAGAACUUUCAGCAGCAUAUUUGAACCUCAAUAACUCGGAAUUCCAAUCAAAUCUGUUUGAUUAUUAAUUUGUACUGAAUCAUACUAAUUUGUGUAUUUACAAAUGCAUGUUUAUAACUGCAAGUAGUUGCACGAGAUAGAAAUACCCUUGACUGGAUGAAGAGCAAGAAAUACAGCUUGUGUGUGAAAACAGUUGUAUAACGGUUGUAUUUGAAAACAAUAUGCAGUUGUAUAAGAGUUAUAUCCAAUAACAGUAUGCAGUUGUGUAACAUUUACACAUAAAACAGUUGGCAGUUGUAUGACAGUUUUAUCGAACAACAGUAUGCAGUUGUGUAACAGUUAUGUGUAACAACAUUUUGUGUUGUAAGACAGUUAUAUAUACCAGUUUAAUGUGUUUAUUCUUAACUUUCCUUUCCUUUAUAUUUAUACCAAGUUUGCUUUUAAAAGUGAUAGACUAUAAAAGUUUAUAUUUGCCUUGUGCGUUAAAGGAGUUGACCCACUAAUUGCAUUUAGUCAAAUUGUUUCAUAUGAAAGUUUUAAACAUGUGAGCAUGAAGUUUUAAAGUUAAUCUUAAUGAAAAAUCCUUUUGAUUUGAUCUGAAUCUCCAGAACUUCAGAUUGAUUCCCAAAUAUGUGGAUCAAGUGUCGAAGUGAAAAUGUUUCUGAAGCCUAGCGAUCAAUUUUGUACAGAAAUAACACAGAGGUCAAGGACACUGGAGCCCUGGCAAUCUGAAGCAUUAAGAAUAAACCGGAAUGAAUCUGUUCGUGAAAGACUUUCAUCCAGAGUUCAAUUAGCGGAGGAGUUGAUCACUGUCAAGACGCUGCGUUUGAGGACGGAACUGUUCUGCCUGUUCAUCAGAUUCAUGGGAGUAAGCGUCCAUAUUUGGGCAGGAGUUGUGAUACUACACAGUGCUUUUUCUUGUCAGUGAGGUGACAAUUCCUGUGUGACUGUAAUGUAGAUAUGUUGUCUGAUGAAGAAUUUGUCAGUGAUAGACUCGUGUGUGCAGGCAACACCGAAUAGAAUUGGCUGUGAGGAAGACCUGAUGGUCAGAGUCGAUCAAAAUACUGUUUGUAGAGAGACAUGUUCAAGGAUAACCAUUAUGUUGUUUUGUGAAAGUUGUAUGAAUUUGUGUCAUGUGUAAGAAGUGAAUCAGUUACAGGAAAAUUCAGAGUGAUCACAAGACUGAAGAGGUCAUGUGUAAGAAGUGAUUAAGAAUUAUUAACCAGUUAGAGAUUAUAGGAAGAUGGUCUCAGAUUGGUGUCAAACAACCACACACUUGAUGUUCAGUGUGGGUUUGAUGUGAACAGAGUGUUUUGAAGAACACGUCAUGUGGUGCUCUGUGAUCAAGGGGUUACUUGAUACAGGAUGUUCCGUGAUCAAGGGGUCACAUGAUACAGGGUGUUCUGUGAUCAAGAGGUCACUUGAGCAGUGUGUCAUAUGAGGCUCAUAAUGUUCUCACAACAGUGCAGAAGUGAGAGAAAAAUGAAGAAAGAUGGAAGAAACAUGCAUGGAACAGUUAAAGAAAGUUAUGUAGAUAAUCAAACUACCAAAUUAAAACUAUUUGAGACAAAGCUGAAACAGUUUCAGAAGAAAAAGCAAAGCCUUGUUCAGGGACAGAUAUGAAUUAACUGAAAUAGGGCAGGAUCUGCAGCAGCAAUGAAAACAUACAUUGGAGGAACUUCUUCCAUAAUAGAGCAGUUUUUUGUUUAAUGUUUAUCAUGAACAAGCAGUUACCCCCCUUGUUUUAUGUUCAGUAGUGUUUGUAUGGAACUGUUAGCCCAGAGGAUCAAGCCCGCACACACCAUUGGUCAGUUCUCCACAAUAGGUAAUCUGUAGUCGCCCAUUUCAGGAUGUUGUUGCUGAAAGCAGCCUCCGUGUUCCUGAAUGGUGUCGUCACAUUGGGUAUACAUGGGCUCACUUGGUUGAGGGUGUCCUUUUAUCAUUAGUGGUGCUUCUUUAUGCUUUUAGUUGUCAGUAUAUAAAUCAUAUAUAUCACAAUCAUGCUAUAGCUAGUCUCCUAUUUAUUCCAUUGUGGGCUUAUUUUGUCACAAUAAUAGUUCACAAGAACUGAGGUGAUUUGUUUUUAGAUUUUUUAGAAUAUUCAGAUUUUUAAGAGUUAGCUAGGAAUGUUAUAACCUAUAUGUGAACAAUUGUAAUGAAUGUGUUUGUUUAUGAGCCCUCCAUACUAGAUAGCCAUAGCACGAGAUCAGCUUGAAGACUGCAGGUUGUAUGAUUAAAUUUAGAAAGUGGGUCAUUAUAAAAUGAUGCUCAGAAAGUAUUACCUAGUAGUUGUUUUCAGAAGGAAAUGGUGUUCAUUUUAGUCACAGUGUGAUGAAUUUGCUCAAAGACAGGAUGUAACAAAAACUCUGCAGUUUUGUUUAGAUGCACAGAGAAACAGAAGGGAGGCAGUAAACAAUAACCUUGAACUUUUACAUAUUCAUUUAGAAAACCCAACCAUUUACUGACAUAACGUAUUCAGAACGUUUUAGCACAUUUUAUGGUAUGUUACAAAGUGUUCACGGUUUUACUGUUUUACUUAGUGCUACUAUUGUGGUACAUAUUUUAUGUUGAGUUUUGGGUUGGCCGUUCAGCCUUAGCUGAUCACAUUUUGGUUGCCUGCUGUUUUAUAAUACAAAUACCAUAUUCACCUAAAUAAGUGCCCAAGUGCUUGCUAAAAUCACAAAAUGCAUAUUGAAACAAUACCCAACAUUUUAAAUUUGGAGAAAAAGGGAAAGGGACCAUUUCUGUGUUCAAGUCAGAGGUAAUGUGUCCUUAUUUUUUUUUAAAAAUGAGAAAUUAACACUCUAUAUUUACCCAACUAUUUCUAUGAACUGAGAACCCACCAACAGAUUCACACACCUCUACAUUUAGAUUGAAUGUGCCCUUACAGGUUUCGGGGGGGUGUGGUAGCCUAGUGGUUAAAGCAUCUGCUCAUCAUGCUGAGGACCUGGGUUCGACUCCCCAUGUGGGUACAAUGUGCAAAGCUCAUUUCUGGUGUCCCUCACCAUGAUAUUGCUGGAAUAUUGCUAAACGUGGCGUGACACCAAACUCACUCACAUCCUCACAGGUUUCCCCUUAAAUGAGAUGAACUUGUAGGACAUAUAAGAAGUAUAUAUGUAUUACAAUAUGCACACAUAAUAAAAUGUUCAGUGUAUCCAUUUCAUACAGUUUUCCCAAGUCGUUAGCUUCCAGUUGUUUUUACAUAUUGAUCGUAUAGAUGUGGACAGUAAGUAGGUACUAGUUCUUUUCAAAGAUUGUGUGGUCAGUUGCAAAUCUUUCCAUUGUGUUCAGUUAUUUCAUCUUCUCAAAGAAAGUGUGUUUCAGAAGAAUCUGUACCAAAGAAAUGUCCUGUCGUGAAAUGUUCAUUGUCAUUAAGUUUUAGUAUAUAAUGAUUACAUGCACAUUCAAUAUAUUGCUGUAUUGUCAUGUGGUUGUUACAACUGUUUACUGUUACUGUCAGUUAUGUCCAGAUAUUCCAUGAUUUUGUGAAAGUACAGAAAAUAUAUCUCAUAAUUGUUUAAACAAUUUUAUCGCUGUGUCAGCUGAAUAUAAAAUUCAUAACAACAGUUUGCAUAACCACACUUAUGUAUUGCUGAACGAAGGGUGAAACCCCCUCUCACUUUUUAACUCAGCAUACCUAAGUGGAUUUGUUUACCAUUAACCCAUGUAUAAGGUUACAAGGGUCUAACAGGGCAACCACUGUUGCCAAGAGGUGUAAUGUGAGAAUGAAAUAUAGGUUGUCGUGAUUCAUGUACUGAUUCAUCACGUUUUUGCAUCUGACACCAGGAUAUGUCUAUCCAUAUUUUGAUUCAUAAAUUGAUCUUGUAUUGAUUUUGAAAUAGAAAAAAGAAUAUUUUUUUAUGUUUGGCGAUGGCACUGUGUGAUACCUAUUUCAGCUAUAAUUGCCUUCCGACCUUUCACAAAACAUAAUAAAAUUGCAUCGUGAUGUAGAAUGAGUCUCAAUUAAGCAGCCAUCAAGUUUAAAACCAAAUGGUUAACAGCAACAACAUUUUGUCAGCCA
This is a messenger RNA of Haliotis rubra (blacklip abalone), 5926 nucleotides long. Its product is annotated as arrestin domain-containing protein 17-like. Gene Ontology annotation, biological process: protein transport. The coding region runs from base 133 to 1377 and encodes 414 amino acids. The record is from RefSeq and is a predicted model, not a curated record. Gene Ontology annotation, cellular component: cytoplasm. Lineage: Eukaryota; Metazoa; Mollusca; Gastropoda; Lepetellida; Haliotidae. The transcript has 8 exons.